Messenger RNA from [Candida] anglica, 453 nucleotides. Lineage: Eukaryota; Fungi; Ascomycota; Pichiomycetes; Serinales; Debaryomycetaceae. The record is from the annotation of a GenBank genome assembly.
AUGUCAGAUUGGGAUUCAGUUACUAUAAUCGGUUCAAAGGCCAGAGUUGGUGGUGGUGGGCCAAGACAAACAGUUGCUAGAACUGCUGGUCAACUUAACGCCGCCAGAAGAUCUGGUGCUGUUAUCGGUACUGAAAAGAAGUAUGGAUCUACCAACACCAAGGGUGAUCCAGAAGGUCAAAGAUUAACCAAGUUGGACGCCACCGAUGAUGUGGUACCCACCAAGAAGUUGGACGCCAGUGUUGGUAAGGCCAUUCAACAAGCUAGACAAGAAAAGAAGUUGACACAAAAGGAUCUUGCCACCAAGAUUAAUGAAAAGCCAAAUGUUAUUAACGAUUAUGAAGCUGGUAGAGCUGUUCCAAACCAACAACUUUUAGGUAAGUUGGAAAGAGCCUUGGGUGUUAAGUUGAGAGGUAAGAACAUUGGUGAACCAUUGUUUGCUAAGAAGAAGUAA